Dictyostelium purpureum is the source of this 1695-nucleotide messenger RNA. RefSeq lists its product as uncharacterized. The transcript has 2 exons. Lineage: Eukaryota; Evosea; Eumycetozoa; Dictyosteliales; Dictyosteliaceae. Bases 1 to 1695 code for a protein of 564 amino acids. The record is from RefSeq and is a predicted model, not a curated record. Gene Ontology annotation, molecular function: thiol oxidase activity.
AUGAAUAAGAUUAUAACUGUUUUAUUUUUAUUUAUUAUUUUUAAUAAUAAUUUCAAUAUUGCUUUUCAUGGUGGUAAAGAGUUAACCAAAGUUGAAGAAAUUCAACAAGCAUCAUUCCGGUUUUUAAUUUCAUCUGCCUAUAGAAAUUCACAAAAAAGUAGAGAAUGGUGUGAAGAAUCAAAAGUUGUCGGAGGUAGACCUUACCUAUGGAGUGACCACAGAACCAUGGCUAUUAACUAUAUUGACCUAUACAUUGCUCUUCAAUUUGAUACUGCUUGUGAAACCCAACUGAAAGAUUUAAGAAAAAUAUACUUUGACCAAGUUGCACAACCUACACCAUUUAAUGAUAAUAAAGAGUUUUGGGAAGGUACUCUUUUACCAAAAAUGCUUGAUGCUUUCUCCUGUGGCUUUACCAGUAGUAAGAUUGAAGACUUUGACUUUGUAUCAGAUGAUCUUUUAACAGAUUUUAAUACUGACCAAACUAAACAAAAGAUAUGGCAUAUGAUUAAUGACUAUAUGCUUAGUAUUUACAAACAAAGAGAAAAUCCAAAUAGAAGAUUAGACUUUGAUGCUGGGCUUUAUGUUCCAUUCCUUGAUACAUUAAGCAAUACCUCAUAUACCUUUGAUCAAAAUAUGAGAGUUGGUUUCCCAACCUAUAUCGGUAGAAGUCUCUGGCAUAUUUUCCAUACAAUUGCUCAAAGAAUAUCUGAUAGUGAAUGUACUGAUACUUCAUUUUAUGAACACAUCACUGAACUAUUCAAAAACUUUAUGGUAGCUUUUGCAAGAGGUCAACAUCCAUGCCCAUUUUGUAGAGAGCAUUUUGCAAGCCAUGUACUUAUUAAUGAUCGUAAUACAGAAGAUCCAUUAUCAAGUGAAGCUGUACGUUUUUAUCCAAUUGAACAUUUGUUAAUGGGCGGUGUUGUUGGCGAUGCUAAAGCCAAAUUCUCCACAAUCACAUCAACAGAUAAAAGAUCUUUAGCAGCUUUCUUUUGGAAACUCCAUAACACUGUAACAUCAUCUGUCGAAGCCUCUUGCUCUUGCUAUAUGGAAGAGUCUUAUGAUACUGAUCCUUAUAAGUGUAUUUUUAACAGUGAAUCAAUAGAGCAAAAACGUUAUCCAAGACAAUACAGAUCAUACCCAUUCAUGAAACGUUUCGAAUUCAUUUUAACACCAGACCACAACUUCACAUUGUAUAAAGAAACAAGAGAAUCAUUUAAAUCAACAAAUAAUGAAAUAAAUGCACUCGAUACCUUGGAAUUAAGAAAAGAACUUUUCUGGUACUGGAAAAAUGGAACUAAAGUCAGUGAAGAUACAAAUAAAACAAUUCAAAAACUAACUGAUUUAAUUGAAAAAAUGACCAAAGAGUUUUUAGAUUCACCAAUUCUUUCAGUAUACUCCUAUACUACAAACCCAUUAAAUUGUGAAACAUCAACCCAGUAUUUAAAUGACCUAUUAAACUCUACAUCUAAAAUUGAAGCUCCUCUUUUUGAAAUUCCUAUUAUACCAGAACUUUGUGAAAAACAUGUUGUACCAUCAGCCUGUGAUAAACAGUAUAAAACCAAUACAACAACUAUUAUUAAAGAAGAAGAAAAAUCCAGUAGCCAUCAUAGCAGCCAUAGUAGCUCUGUAAAACUUAAUUAUAGCUAUCUUUCUGUUUUAUCAAUACUAUUUUUAAUAGUUUUUAAUAUUUUCUAA